Messenger RNA from Dibothriocephalus latus, 366 nucleotides. NCBI's taxonomy places the organism in Eukaryota, Metazoa, Platyhelminthes, Cestoda, Diphyllobothriidea, Diphyllobothriidae. The record is from the annotation of a GenBank genome assembly.
AUGGCGAAACGCUUUAACAUCCGCGCUUUCUGUCGGGAGCCCAGUGUUCGAGCCACUCAGGGGGCCGUGGAACUACGCUUUGCCAGCCUAGACUCGAACCGUCCCCUGCCCCAAAAGAUGGCUAAACUCAAGUCCACGGUCUUGUCAGCGGAUGCCACGGAGCACUGCAUCGUCCAACGCCCCCUCUCGAACGGCACAGAAUUCGUUUUCUCAAUUUUCCUGCCCGACGCUGGUGAGUACGGUUUAGAGAUCUACGUCACCGACCCCCAAAUAGAUGGCAGUACUCCUUGCGUAGUGAGUGCUGCUUAUAAUUAUUCGUUGGAUGACCCUCUUGCCCUUCCAAGCUAUUUCCCCUCCCGCGUUUAA